Molecule: messenger RNA, 473 nt
Organism: Alternaria alternata
Lineage: Eukaryota; Fungi; Ascomycota; Dothideomycetes; Pleosporales; Pleosporaceae
Exons: 3
Coding region: 78-281 (67 amino acids)
Source: RefSeq, a predicted model, not a curated record
UAGACAGCGUGUUCCUUCUGCGCAACUGUAUGCGGGCGUUUGGCACAGAAGCCUAUGUCGAGAGAUGGGUGCCUGCAAUGAUGUCCCAUCCCCACGUCCUCCUGAGUACGGUGUUCCUAGUUAGCAACUGGCUUGACAUGCUCGCGGGACUUCCAGGCGACAGCACAAGAACCGGAUUCGUUCGUGCUGAGAUCAUGGGCAUGUGCACCUGUUGGCCGGAGAGAUAUGGAGGUGCGACGAAAGCAUACUGCGGUUUCACGUAUCCGGCAUCGCAAAACUGAUCUCUCUUUGUGGUGGCAUGGUCAAUUUCGAGAAGGCGUACGUCGCAGAACUCUCCGCAUCGUAGGUUUUCCAUCGCUUGACGAGGAUACAAUCUGAUGCCGCUCCCAGGUGUUGUUUUCAAUGCGAUCUUGUCUGCGAAGCCAAGCCACUACCAACACUCAUAUCAUGGCAACCACCGGAUUACACUGCAG